GAAAAGACUCGGACGAAAUGCUUUUGUUGUGGACAUACUCGCAGAAUUGUGGAUUUGUGGGGUGCGUUCAAGUCGCUAUGGGUAAUUUAUACGGUUUACGGACUUGUGAUCCCGAAAGCAGUGAUACGAGCAUGUUGGACAACGUCUCGCCGUUGUUUGAUGAUCGCAUUUUCACUGCCGUGCUCUCCUUACCGGUACGGGGACUCCCCGCUGGCUCAGCUGGUUGUGGAAAUUUUUCGUGGUUUGUGAUGGCUAUUAGUGUUUGCUAACUAGAACUGUGAUACUCAGAUGGCGUGCUCUGACUUUGUUUUUUUCCCCCUCCCCCCUCCCCUCUACGAGGUGCCCCACGCUCCUGAGAAGCUUCACUACUUUAUACCCCUCCAAUCUCCGUCUCCCUCUUUCGUCUUUCACUCCUCAGACUGCUCUACCACAAGUUUCCUUGAUAUCGCUUUAUUCAAUUCAACCUCGAAUACCUCAAGAGUGACCCUCCACACACAAACACGCCACAAUCACAGGAGAAAAAAAUAAAAAAAAUGUCACGCUUUGAGACUCUCUGCUUGCAUGCUGGGUGGGUGUACCCUCCCCCGUCUUUGUUUGUUUGUUUGUUUGUCUGUUUGAGGCUCCUUGAAUGUACUGAGGGAAUGGGAUUUGUCGCUCACGUGAAAUUUUUGCAGCCAAGAACCCGAUCCUGCCACCAACGCCCGUGCCGUGCCUAUUUAUGCCUCCACCGUAUGUUCCCCGCUACAUGUCGAGCUGUGGGGUGGAUCAGAGCUCAGCUAACCACCUUGAGUGGGGUAGUCUUUCGUCUUCAAUGAUUCCGCUCAUGGCGCACGUCUUUUCGGGCUCAAGGAGUUUGGUGAGCCACUUGCCAUUGCCCCCCCUUAUCCUCAAUAAUUUGCUGACCCCCCAUGGCACCACAGGCAACAUCUACAGCCGUAUCAUGAACGUAACUCGGCCUGCCCUUGUGGAUGUUUUCUUUUUUCCUUUGGGAUAUUGCUCACAGGGUUCCAACUUUAGCCUACCGUCGAUGUCUUUGAGAAGCGUAUCGCGGCGCUUGAGGGCGGUGUGGCUGCCGUUGCUGCUAGCUCUGGCCAAUCUGCUCAAUUCAUGGCCAUUGCGGCGUUGGCACAUGCUGGUGACAACAUUGUUUCGACCUCCUACCUCUACGGAGGAACAUACAAUCAAUUUAAGGUCUUCCUCCCUCGCUUGGGAAUUCACACCAAAUUCGUGAACGGGGACAAGCCUGAGGACAUUGCUGCGGCGAUCGACGACAAGACCAAGGCGGUAUACAUUGAAAGUAUUGGAAAUCCGAGGUAUAAUGUUCCGGACUUUGAGGCUAUUGCCAGGGUCGCCCACGAUAAAGGAGUACCGUUGGUCGUUGAUAACACAUUCGGAGCCGGAGGCUACUUGGUCAGGCCCAUCGAACACGGUAUUUCACUGCUAUACAUAGUUUAUCACUCGGGGCUGUGACUAACCGCCUGUAGGUGCUGAUAUCAUCGUGAACUCGGCAACAAAAUGGAUCGGCGGCCACGGGACGACAAUCGCGGGAGUGGUGGUCGAUAGCGGUAAAUUUGACUGGGGGAAGAAUGCCGCACGAUUCCCCCAAUUUGUCGAGCCGUCGGAGGGUUACCACGGGUUGAAGUUCUGGGAAACCUUUGGACCAAUCAGCUUCGCCAUCCGUGUCCGUGUUGAAAUCCUCCGUGACCUUGGCUCUUGCUUGAACCCGUUCGGCGCGUUCCAGUUGAUACAGGGUCUUGAGACCCUGAGUCUGCGUGUUGAGCGCCAUGUCAGCAACACGCUUGCGCUUGCACGCUGGCUGGAGAAGCAUGAGAGGGUCGCGUGGGUAUCUUAUCCAGGACUCGAAUCCCAUCCAUCACACGAGAUAGCGAAGAAGUACCUUAAGCGUGGGUUCGGUGGAGUGUUAUCUUUUGGAUUGAAGGGUGGAGAAAGUCAAAUCGUCUCGAUGGUGGACAGUCUGAAGCUGGCUUCCAACCUCGCUAACGUUGGUGACGCAAAGUAAGUCGGACUGACCCUACCCCACUCCCACCCCCUAUUCCAUCCCGAUUAUUGACCCACACGAACCAUCUUAUCACCUCCCCGCGUGUAUCGGAUUGCAGAUCGGAGCGGGGUGCUAGAGAUAUUUUUAUUUUAUUUCUGGCCCUAUUUUUUUUCCUUCUCUUUUCAAUUUUUGCAAAGAAACGAAAAAAAAGACGCCCUGUCCCUUGAGAGAUGGUUGUGAGAUACCCCGCUAAUGGGCUUACUUUGCACAGGACCCUGGUCAUCCACCCUGCAUCAACUACCCACGAACAACUCACCGAUGAAGAACAACUCAAUAGCGGAGUCACAAAGGACCUCAUCCGGGUUUCCGUAGGUAUCGAGCAUAUCGAUGACAUCAUCGACGAUUUUGUUCAAGCCUUUGAGAAGAGCGGUGCAAAACCGAACGGCGCGGCGGAGGGUCUUGCAGACCUGCGCGCCUAGGCCCUUCUUCUCGACGGAUUUCCUAUGAUCUUUGUACUAGCGAGACGGUAGCCACUGGGCGUUUGUGAUAUUCUCUUUCACUUUUUCUCUUACCUUAAAUCUUGUCACACGUUUUGUUUCUCUCCUCAGAAUCGAACACUGAAUUGGUAGCAUCUCUCCGUUCUGUUUUCCCCGCACUUGUAACUUUGAAUGACAUUCGUUCGCAACAUUUUGAUUGGCUUCUUAGUUUUGCGUGCUCCACGGUCAUUCUCUAUGGGUGCCUGUGCGGGUAUAUCGCGUAACUUAUACCGUCUAACCCCGUCUGGUCCAGUGUGGUUUGGUGUACCGUAGUUAGUGUGUGAUCCGAGAUAUGGGGCGAUCGGUGCGCGUACUUAUACUCGAGUAAAUUUAGGGCGCUGGAGAGACAUGACGGGUGAUAGUACAGUACAGUACCGGUACCCUACG
Tuber aestivum (summer truffle) is the source of this 2922-nucleotide messenger RNA. NCBI's taxonomy places the organism in Eukaryota, Fungi, Ascomycota, Pezizomycetes, Pezizales, Tuberaceae. The record is from the annotation of a GenBank genome assembly.